This is a messenger RNA of Centrocercus urophasianus (Greater sage-grouse), 2700 nucleotides long. It is a transcript of the gene LIME1, whose product is annotated as Lck interacting transmembrane adaptor 1. Lineage: Eukaryota; Metazoa; Chordata; Aves; Galliformes; Phasianidae. Gene Ontology annotation, biological process: T cell receptor signaling pathway; B cell receptor signaling pathway. The record is from RefSeq and is a predicted model, not a curated record.
UGACAGGAGUCAGUGUGCCGGCUUAGCGUGGCUGCUUGUUGGAGUGGCCCACGACUAAUGAGCUGGGCAGAGGGACUCCUCGGUUUGUUUUGUGCCCCGAUGCUGUUGGGUGUUUUCCAUCUCACAAUUGGGUGUAUCAGCCCCGUGUCUCUGAGCUGUAUUUUUUACCCCUUGUGGUUUCCCACAGCUCCACUUUUCAGACUUCCAUUUACGCGGCUGCUGCCUCCCACCCAUGGCACAUCCCUGCUGAAGAUUUACUUUUUUGUUUUUUCUCUCUGCCCUUUUAAGGCACUGCUUGUUUGCAAGGUAAUGACUCGAUGUGGCAACCCCUUCUUUCCUUAUGUUCACCUGCAGACACAGCUGGCUCCAAAACCAGCUCUACAGGAGCAGAGAGCAGCAGAGGGUGCUCUUGUGAGCUGGGUGCCUGCAGAGCCUGCUCGCAGACAAGGCGGGGAGAAGCCCAGCCUGCUGCUGGGUGAAACAACAAGCUCUGCAGGUCAGGAAGCUGUGGUCUGCAUGGUAUCUGCACAGAGCUGCCUGCCGAGAAUGAGCUGAAGAGUGGGAGAACUUGGAUGGAGAUGCUCGGAGUGUUUGGGAGCCCCUGAUGAGGAGCAGGCUUGUGGUUUAAAGGAGACAAAGUUCUCAGUUGACUGGCAAGGAGGCAGGCAUGGCUGGAUUCCUGUUCUUCACGCUCACCAGUUUCUGAGGUUCUGCAAAAGCUCAGCCCUGCAGCACUCACAGAAGCGGUGCCCCAUGGCUGUGACCCACAGCGAGGGGCUGCUGGGACCCCCACCCCUGGUGGCCCUCGCUGUACUGGCCCUGCUCGGAGGCCUGGUUUACCUGUGCACCCUGUGUGCUGCCUGCCGACGCCACGGCAGGAGAAAGAAGGUCCCUCCAGACGGCGUGAAGCUGGUGGAUGAGUCCCUGCUCAGACAGACACAGCUGCGCUCGCUCAGCAAGUCGGACACGAGGCUCCAUGAGCUGUACCGCCUGAAGGCCAAGGACAACAACCAGCGCCCGGCCAGCCUGGAUUUCCCCCUCUCCUCACUGCCUCCUGACUCCCCGCACAGCUCCGUCCUCCUGCACCGCCAGCUGCCCCUGAUCCCCAGCUCUGAGACUGCAGCUCCCGACCAGACCUACUCCAACCUGCCCUUCACCCCACCGCAUCGUGCGCCCCCGGACACGCUCUACGAGUGCCUGGCAAUGGGGGGGGAUGAUGCACCUACUGCCACUGGGACCCCAGCGUCCCCCCCUCGGGUCAGGCAAGGGGCUGCUGACUAUGCCUGCAUCCGGAAGGUGAAGAAGACAGUGCCAGAGGAGCAGGAGGGGGCCGUGGCGGGACCCUCUGCAGCCCCACAGUGCUGGGAAGGUGCAAGCGAUGCGCCCCAUCUGAAGCUGGAAGAUAUGUACUCAACUGUGUGCAAAGCCACCAAGAAGAGGAACCAUGGCCCUGCAGCAUCCCCCAGGGACGGGGGAUCCGGGCGGCCACCCCCACCCCACGAGGAGCCUCCCCCAGCUGCCUGCUGGCCCACGGCCCCCCCCGAGCCCUGCUAUGAGGCCAUCAGUGACAGAGCCUGGGCUGCACGUGGCCCUGAGCCGGACUAUGAGGCUGUGGACGUUCGCUGGAAGAAGGCAGCAAAACGGGAGCGGCCGGGGAAGCCUUGCCAGCAGGACAACCUCUAUGAGAGCGUUGGUGAUAUGUGGGGAGGGGAAUCUCGGGGAGCUUCUGGCUGGACAGCUGCCAAUGGGCUGCAGGUGUACAUCACCAACCUAUAGCAAUCCUAAGGCGGGCAGGUGGAUGGAUGGACAGAUGGAUGGAUGGAAGUUGGGCACUGAGGCUCUGCCCCGCAAGGUGGGGACGGGCACACAGCUGUGCCAUAUGUGAGCUCUGUAUAUAUUUUGAGUUCCUUUUCUUUAAGCAUCCUUGUCCUGUCCCACCUGGUGCCAGCAGGUUGGCACUGAGGUGCCCCAGCCGGGUGGGCAUGGUGGGAUGUCUGGUGCUACCUCUGGUGUUCCAUGGGAACUCCAGGUGGGGUUGGGGCCAUUGCCAUGAGGCAGCCCCAGGCAUGGACUGUAGGACUGGGUCACCCAUCAGCAGAGAUGCUGGAGCAGAAUAGGGCCCUUCCAGCAGUGGGAGCCAUGAGCAGCUCCACUCCAUCUCCCAGUGACCCCGAGGUUACUGUGGGAUGGCUGCACAUCCCCACUGUCCCCUGCCACUUUCCACCUCCAUCACUUUUGGGCAUAUGUGACACCUCCAUGAGCAGCGUCCUACAAACCCGUUGCUUUAUCAUUUGUCCUGCUGGUAAGAAAACACCUUUAAACUCCAUCCCAAACCCUCACCCGUGGUGGCACCGUGGCGGGCUCACAGUCACGUGCUGGACCUGCACCAAUGCUCCAAAACACCUGCAUGGCUGCAGCCACCAGGCGCUGCCGCAGUGGGACCAGGCAGGGUCGUGUCACAGCGGUGCCAAAGCCGGGGCUCUGCCCACCCUGAUGCUGCAGCACAGGAGGGAAAGAAGGAAGGAAACCGUGCGCCCGCCUCCUCCAGAUUUUGCCCUCGAUCGAAGCAGGCGAAGAGCUGAAAACCGAAAACACGGCGCUCAGCAGAAUGCCGGGGACGUUACGCCCUGUGCACGGGGAGGAACGGGGUGCUGGCGCUGAGAUGAACCGGGUGCCAAACCGCAGCGUGCACCGAGCACA